AAUCAAUCACUUUAAGUUUUCAAGUUUCAAGUUAUCUCAAGGUACUUUACAAGGCAAGGGUUAGGUCCUUACUAAACCCAACAAAUUCACACAAUCCCACAUGCCUUUAAUUGUAAUUAUCACAAUUUGACAACAACAGUGAAGGGGAAACAGUCCAGCAAAGAGAGACAGAGAAAGAAAAGCACAGCAACAACAGAGCAGAGGUAGAAUGGUUGGACCAGGGACUGGACGCUAAAGUUAGUGCUGAAUAUGAAACCACAACCAUUAAUAACACAUGCAAUUAAAAGAUUUUAGAUGAAUGAAAAAUGUUUUCGAAAAUUUAAAAUGAGUUAAAGCAAUACAUUGAUUUUGUUAGAUGAAGAGCAAUGAUUCAUAAUGGUUUUAUUGUUUGCAUUUGUAGACCAUCCCCUCUAUAAUCGCGAGUUUCUCAGUUCCCCUGAACGUCUCAGCUUCCCGUUAGAAGUCACUUACCUUACGUCAAUAUUUUUCAUUUUAUACCAUUCUUGAUAUGAUAAUAAUCGUAUCUAUAUCACCCCAGAGUUGGACGCUGAUCGCCUGCACGUAGAGCGGAAUCACAGGGAUUCUCUUUAUGAAGAAACGUCUGAUGUGACGUUCAGUGUCUGUGUUUUGACUCACCGCCCCGAACGAGCGGGAGUUUCCGUAUUUGAGCAACGCCGGAGCCCCACUACUAUUAUCUUUUGGUCUCACGCGCGAGCCGCCGCUUAGAUGGAGUGCUCCACGUUUCUCUACGACGUGCCCCCCGCGGUGGUGGAGAGCUUCUGUAAGAUCAUGGACAGCGGAGGCGACAGCUUCGGGUGGCGCGCCUUAGCUGUUCGCAUCGUACCCACCCUGCUAGAGGUGCAGAUGUUGGAGCGCGUGGGCGCAGCUGGUCGGAGUCCUACCAGGGAGAUGCUGUGGUCCUGGGCCCAGCAGAACAAAACGGUGCUGGACCUGCUGACAGUGCUGCAGGACAUGGGCCACCACCGAGCGCUGCAGCUCUUCCACAGUCAGCUGCAAAGCCACUUACAAGCCAUGAACGAUACAAUGUUGCCCCCAAGCAGUCGACACACAGCGUCCACAAGGCAACAAACAGACAUUAAAAUAAAGGAAUCCCUCCCGGUAAAGACAGGUUCUUCAAGUCAAGCACUGAGCCCAAGUUGCUUUGUUUCAGAGAAGCCUCGGGAGGAAAAGCCCCGGCCCACACUCACCUUCCAGGACGUCGUGGAGGGAACCAGGGAUUUUCACCAUGACUUGAGAAUUUCCGAAGGCCAGUUUUCAGACGUCUACAGAGGGCAGAUGGGAGGCAAGACGUUUGCCGUGAAGCUUUUCAAACAGAAUAGCGCGGUGUCCUGGAAGAAGCUGUGGGACAUCUUCAGGAAAGAAAUGGAAAUUCAUCAUUUACACCAACAUCCAAACAUCUUGGAGCUGCUGGGCUGUUUUUCGGACGAGAGGCGCUACUGCCUGGUUUAUCCCUUCCUCCCGAGUGGGUCGCUCUUCCACAGACUGCACCAUCGGGUUCAAGAGCCCCCUCUGUCCUGGCAAGAGCGUCUUAAUAUCAUCAAGGGAAUCGCGAAGGCCUUGCAUCACCUGCACACAAGCCAGCCCUGCCCAGUCAUCUGUGGCAACAUCUCCAGUGCUAACAUACUGCUGGAUGAGGACCAGCCCAAGCUGACUGACUUUGGACUGGCUCGACUACGGCCUCACUCCACCAAUCAGAGCUGCACCAUCAGCCUCAAUGCCGGCUGCCGCGGCAACCUGGGGUACCUCCCUGAGGAGUACAUACGAGAUGGCAAGCUCUCCUUCAGUCUGGACGUCUAUAGCUUUGGAAUGGUGAUAAUGGAAACAGUGACAGGGCGGAAGGUCAUCGAUGAUUCACCAAAACAAACACAGCUGAGAGACUUGCUGAGCACGGAGGUGGAGAACAGUGGUGGCAUGGACUCGUGUCUGCGCUUCCUGGACGGGGCGGCCGGUGAGUGGCCGACGGCCCUGGCGCUCCGCCUUCUGACCCUGGCGCUGGAGUGUGCUGCGAGUCGCCACCGCAGCAGGCCCAGCAUGGAGAAUGUUCUUCCUACACUGAGUCAGCUGCUUCCUCCCCCUGUGUGUCUUGCUGACCAGCCCCACAGCCUCCAUGAUAGCGCCCCCCCCGGUGACCAGCGCGCACACCUUUUGUCUGCGCCUGUGGAGGACGACGAGCAGCGCGGCCUCGCGGCUGGCCCCUGUGAGUGCAGCCAGUCAGAGGUGACGUACCUGAGCGACGUCGCGGGUGCCAACAGUGCGGCCGACGUGGAUCUGUACGGCAGCUGUCCCGUGCAGUGCAGCUGCAGCGAGGCGGCCGGACGGCCCUGCGAGGACUGCAGAGCCAACGGCUUCACGCUGAGCCACACGGACUGUCGCCAGAACUUGACUGUGGUGGAAAAUGAAGCCAAGCAGAGAGUGAGGAACAAACUGAGUCUUUAUAAUAAAGGACUGAUGGACACAGAGGAGCUGCUUUCUGAGACAGGACAGUAGUAGACCUGUGUGUGUGUGUGUGUGUGUGUGUGUGUGUGUGUGUGUGUGCGUGCGUGUGUGUGCGUGCGCGCGCUUGCGUGUGUGUGUGUGUGUGUGUGUGUGAGACAACUGUUCAUAGUUUUUUUUACAUACUUACACACAAGGCCUUAAUCAUAUGAAACACACAGACCAAGCUGCCAGAGCACAAAUAAUAGGUAAAUCAUUGUUAUUAUUGAUAUUUUAACUCAUACUAUUAUCACAAAUAUGACUUACUGUUAAUUUAUUGUUACUUCAUGUUUCUAUGCCGGUGUAAUAACUAGUUUAGGUGCUUUUUCCUUCACCACUCACUCUGAGUUUUGUCCUUUGACCAUAGUGUAGCUUUAAGAAGAGAAAAAAAUAAAAUGAUUAUGCAAUGAAAUGCUUGUAUUCAUCUUGAUCCAGGAGGACUGGUGACGUAUAGAGUCAACUAGUAUAGUGUGAUCAGAUUGAUUUAUCACUAUAGUGAAUAUGGAUGGCUGGUAAGAUGGGUGGAUUGAUAUGCAGGAGUGUAAAUACAAACGUUGUAUGACCAGGGUGAAUGUAGGGUUAAUUUUAUCACAGGUGCUAAACAAAUAAAAAAUAUUAAAACUUC
Molecule: messenger RNA, 3118 nt
Organism: Betta splendens (Siamese fighting fish)
Lineage: Eukaryota; Metazoa; Chordata; Actinopteri; Anabantiformes; Osphronemidae
Gene: irak3
Product: interleukin-1 receptor-associated kinase 3
Exons: 13
Coding region: 727-2508 (593 amino acids)
Biological process (GO): signal transduction; protein phosphorylation
Cellular component (GO): plasma membrane
Molecular function (GO): protein binding; ATP binding; protein kinase activity
Source: RefSeq, a predicted model, not a curated record